AUGGCGAAGAGCCCUACAUCGUUUGGAUCUCAUUCCCCGCGCAGCGGCGAGAUUCGAUCUAGUUUCAGCGGGCCGUCUUUCCAAAAUGGACCGCGGCCUCAGCUUGGUGGGAAGAAUUUAAAGGCGUACAAGAGACGCAAAUUUAGUAUAGCAAACUCAACUACCUCGUCUUCCUCGGGAAACUCGUCAUCGGGCGACGAUAAUGAUGAGGAUGGUGACUCAGACACAACCAUGAAACAUUUGGAAAUUGCUCGGCCGUUGACUAAAGCUGCUGGAACAAGUUCAGGUUCAGAAUCGUCCUUGACAGCUUUUUCAGAUGACGAGAAGUUCGAAUUCAAAAAGAGAAGUAAAAACAACAACAGCAAAUUGGCCAGGUCGAAGUUGUUAGUAGGACGCAAAGGCGUUGGUAAAAAAUCCAAAAGUUAUGGAAGGAAAGAAAUCCCUCGGAAAACUGUGGACUGGAGACAUGAAGAUGUUUUCACUAUUUCGUCUGAAGAUGACGAAGAUGAAGUCGAAGUAGAGGAGCUCAUUGAAGAUGCCAUGAGAAAUGGUGCCAACAAAGACGCUCAUGAUGACGAUGACGAAGGCGACGGCGACAAUGACAAUGAUUCGGACGACGACGACGACGACGAUGAUGAUGAAAAAACUCAUCUUGCCGAGCUUCGUUCUCUCAUGGAGAAAGGUAAAAUCACUAAACGGUUUGAAACUAACGAAAGUGAUGACGAUGACGAUGACGAUGACUCAGACGAAGGAAUAUACAGUUCUUCAGAUGAGGAUUCGGACAUCGACUUUGUAAAACUUCAAGCUCAACAGAAAGCGCAGGCGUUGAAAGCGGCGAAGGGGCUACAUGCUCGUCUGAGCGAAGAACCCGAACAAGAGAAACCAGCACCAGAAAAGAAAGAACGAAGGAAAUCCGAGGUAAAGCGUCGAAAGAGCGACGCUAAAUUUGGAAGGAGAAGAUCGGAUGCGGUUUUGCCAGAGUUGAAUUUCGCUUUUGAGUUUAAUAGCAGCGACGACGAAGAUGAAAAAGAGGAUGCAAAAGUCGCCAAUCCAUCACUGUCACUACCUGCAGCAGCAGUAGCAGCAGUAGUAAAAGAAGAAGAGCAAAAGGAAGAAGAAGAUAUGGGUGUUGAAGUUGAUUACUCUCCGUCGACGGCAAAUUUCGAGGGUCACUUUGAUUUCGACCUCGACUCGAAUUUGCUCAAUGUGCCCAAAAUCAAUGACAAUUCCGACGACGACUACGAGAUUGACGACAAUGAGCUUCUUGCUACAUUGCAAGCUGAAAACGACGUUGAUGAAUUCUUGCCAAACAUGCCGUCGUCGUCAGGGGCCGUCAUUCUUCAAAGUGAGGAGAACCACCUUGACAAUGGGAGAGGAGACCAGUCCGUCAUCUCGUCAGGAGGAGAGGACUCUGCCACUGCCGAUGCUGGAGACGACGAUGACGAAAAUGACCCCUUUUUAAAAGAGGAGGAGAAAUACUUGGUGAAUGAGUUUGAAAACAAUGGAUUCGACGAGUUUGAAGAAGACGAGGACGAGGAUGAAGACGACGAGUUCACUCUAGAUGAAGGCAAGUACUUCACUUCCAAGAAGAUUGCCAACUCGUUCAAGGGAAUUGGCGAAGACAAGAGUAAACCGAUUGUGCAAUACGAGAGCAGUUCUCCUAGCCCCAGCGACUAUGACGAAGACGACUACGUUGACUUUGUCGACUUUGACAUACCCUUGUUUGAUGAAGAGCCGGGGGAGGCGGCCACCGAGGGCAAAAGCAAGGCUGUCAAAAAGAAUAGAAAGUUGCUGCACAAUAGCGACGAAGACGACGAGUCCUAUUUGUGGAAUUAUUUUUUCAGUUCCGAUGGCGAUUCGUCGAGCGAUACCGAGAACCAACGUUCCGAGUCCAAGUGGCAGUCUUCUAAACCAGCCGUUGAGGAUUUAUUUGACCAAAUCGACAAUGACAAGACAUUCAGCACCAACAUCAACAUGAACACCAGCAUUAGCACCAGCACCAACUCCAAGAACAGCGGUAAGACCAAGAACAAGAAAAGAAAACACACCAAUAUUGCCAAUCCCAGCUCACCUUUCCCCCACUAUCGAACUUCGAACGAGUUUGAAAAUGACGAGGAUCGCGGAUACGACAGUAGUGAGUCAACCGAUGUCGAUGAAAGUCUCCCCGUAUCGUCGACUUUGGCAAAUGUCGGGUCCAAGAGAGCCACAGAAGUGUUGUCGUCAAAGACCGCCGACUAUAGGCCGCCGGUUUUGGGCUCGUGGGUCACCAUUGAUAGCAAACCUUUUGGCAUAAUCGAUGGCAUGAGUACUCGGUCAUUGGAGCCCAGCAAAACCCGUGACCCAAGGUUUGGUUACUCGGAUAACUCGUCAUCCACUCCAAGAGCUGGAGCUGGAGCUGGAGCUGGAGCUGGAGCUGGAGCCGGCACAGGAACCCGGGCGGGAGCUGGAGCUUCCUCCUCAGAGACCGCGCUUUCCUUGCGUGGGAAUGAGGAUUCUUCUCUUGAUCCCAGUAGCCUGCUGUAUUCACCAGUUUUAGCACCCAAAUCUCAAGUUGGCGCAUUAAGGAAAAGCGUGUUGAACAACUAUCAUUCUCCGCAGCCGGCAGUUUCUGACGAUCUGGUGUUGGGAUUAGACGAGUUGCUCAAUGUUAGUGAUUUGGAUAAUCAUGACGAAAAUGAUGCCCAGAUUUGGCGAGAUUUCAAUAAUCAAAAGAGGAGAGUGCCUCUUGGUGCGUUUAGAAACAAGUCGGUGCUCUACACUCAUCAUGCAAACCACCAACACCAACACCACCACCACCACCACCAUCAACCAAAGCAUUAUCCUCACGAUAAAAGACAGAGGAAGUAUUAA
Molecule: messenger RNA, 2850 nt
Organism: Lodderomyces beijingensis
Lineage: Eukaryota; Fungi; Ascomycota; Pichiomycetes; Serinales; Debaryomycetaceae
Source: the annotation of a GenBank genome assembly